Penicillium canescens is the source of this 1894-nucleotide messenger RNA. RefSeq names its product fungal specific transcription factor domain-containing protein. The record is from RefSeq and is a predicted model, not a curated record. The transcript is spliced from 3 exons. Gene Ontology annotation, biological process: regulation of DNA-templated transcription; DNA-templated transcription. Gene Ontology annotation, molecular function: zinc ion binding; DNA binding; DNA-binding transcription factor activity, RNA polymerase II-specific. Bases 61 to 1851 code for a protein of 596 amino acids. Lineage: Eukaryota; Fungi; Ascomycota; Eurotiomycetes; Eurotiales; Aspergillaceae.
GCUCCUCUUCCCCGUCACAUUUUCCCGUCGCCCCAGAUCACAGGCCAGCAGAAAAAUGUGAUGGCAAUUAUUAGUCCUGCUAGAUCUCGAGCACCGGCUAGAGCAUGUGAUCGAUGCCGACGGAGAAAAGCAAAAUGCGACUGUUCGGAUUCAUCGUCGAUAUGCACCAGUUGUCGCUUAUCGGGAGGUUCAUGCACGUUUGAUUUGCCGCUUGCUCGACGAGGACCCAAGACGAAGCGGCAAAAAUCCAGAAAUGAAGCUCAUCCGAAUUCUCUGCGCAGCCCUUCCCCGCCUUCAUUGGAUUUAUCGGGGCACAGCCCUAAUACUGGCUUGGGCGUUACACCAACUGCUGCAGUUUCACUCGAUGCAUGGGACUCUAGUCUUACAGUGGUCGAUCCCGUGCUCUCGCCUGAAACAGUCCACACGGUUCGAACUUCUAUCUCGGGUGCCGCAUCGGCAAGGGCCAUAUCAGCCUUACAACGAUGGCAAAACCUAGCACAUGAACUAUGUUCAAGAGAUCUAUCGGCGAAUCUAGAAAGAACAGUAAAUCGCUCUUUUGAGCUGUUCUUUCAGUAUCUCUUCCCCUUGAUUCCACUGGUUCAUGAACCUAGUCUUCGAGAUGGACUCAGCUUCUUUGUCACCCAGAGAAAUAACCCAACGGAAGAUGGUUUGAUAUACGGGCUCAAUAGUCUCAAAUAUCCAGAGUUGUGGCCAGAUGUUACUUUCACAUUAGUCACUGCUGUCUGUGCCGAGGCAGCAUUCCUUCUUCCGAAAAAUAUCUUCCCUGAAGGAGAAAGCAUCGCAGAGAUAUUUCUUGAGGCUUCUCGCAACUGUUUGAUCACAUACCUGGAGGCCGAUCUUGAAUACCCCAAUGCCAAUUCUGUUGCGAUUCGAUACUUCCACUCCAACUGCAUGCAUGCAGCUGGCAAACCACGACUGUCAUGGCAUAUAUUCGGCGAGGCUACCAGAUUGGCGCAGGUGAUGCAGAUGCAUGAAGAGGAAUCCCUUCAAGGUCUCCCGCUUCUCGAGGCAGAGUUCCGACGACGUGCAUUCUGGAUAGUCUACAUCGGUGAUAAAUCAGCCGCUAUCUUGAAUAAUCGGCCAAUCACCAUUCACAAAUUCUCAUUUGAUUCGGGAAUCACCAUCGGGUAUCCCACGGGCAUCGAAGACGAAAGUGUCGUGACACCGAGAAGCGCGGAUUCAGAUGAUACAAAUAGUCGGAAGAGUUUUAUCGCAGGCUUCAACGCCAAUCUCCGGCUCUGGCAAAGUGCAUCAGAUUUGCUUUUGGAGAUGCGACUGAUAGACCAAAGCAGGACAGUAAAUGGGAUUGCUCGUUCACCACCUACAGCCGAGGAGAGGCAUCGAUUGGAUCAUCUCUAUGUGCUUUUUGCUACCUCGCUCGAUGACUUGCCCUCGCUUCUACAACCAGACAAGCUUAUGAUCAACGUAGGCGAAGAAAGCAACCAACUAAACAGCUUGAUGAGACAGUGUGGUAUCCAAGCGGCAAAUCUUCAUGUCUCAUUGCACUGCCUCAAGAUGGUAAUCACGCAGAAGUUGGAAGAGUUCAACUAUUUCCUUCCGACGCGCAAUGACAUGUUGUUACUGAGAAAAACCGACAUCGCACGCGACAUGCUGCGUGUCAUUCGGGACGCUCCUUUCUGGACACUGCAGGUGAAUGGCGAACCAUGUGUGGAAAAGAUCCGGCUUAUCGGAGCUAGUUUGCUAGAGAUUAUUGAUCAGCAUGAGAAUUCUCCACUAUCUGUUCGAGCACGGAAUGAUCUCUCGGUGUUACUGGAUAUUUUGACCGAACUUGACUCGAAAGCAUCGGAUACAUUGCGGCGAUUACUCUGAAAGGUCGAACUGUAGUAUAAUUCUUCAGCAAUCUUGUCAGAUG